GCUUGACAAGCAUACUGUCUUUAGACAUCUGAACCAUUCAAAUAAGAAUAAUGUUUUACUUGGGCCAGAGUUCUAUGGGAUUGAUUGCUUCUGCUUUUUAGGUAGUGAAUAUUUAAUCUUUAUAUUUGUCUAGUGUGCAGUUUUCCCAUAUCCUAAAGCAGUUUCACCUGGGCCACAAGUGAUGGUCAUUUCAACAUCCGUUGAUAAAAAUAUUUUUUGGUGUGAUUGAUUACUUAGGUCACUGUUGAUCUGCUCACAGGCAGUAAAUGAUCAACAGCUACCUGGAGUGAUUUUUGCAUUGUGUGGUAGACUCAGCAGCCAUUAGGCUGUGCAGCUGUUUGGUUCACAGCUAUCAGGGUGAGCAGAAAGGGGAGGGAAACAGCCUCAUCAGAGACACUGCAAUGCUGUGAUUUAUGCAGGGCAGCUUGCCCUGCGCUGGACUGCUAGAGGAUAUUUUUCCCUGCAGCAUUCGAGCGUGACUUUAGAUCUGCCUGUUUUUAACCUACUACAAGGAAAAUAAGCCUUUUAACCACUAAUCAUAUGUCCCUUUGCACAUGUGUAAUUUCGAAGUUGAUACUGGGGGGAGAAAAAAACCACAAAACAAAAAUGCUGAGUAUUUGUUAUCUAGGGCUUCUUGUUUAGUUGCCUUGUGCUCCGAGGGUAGGGCUUGGGUAAUAGUUGCAGCCGGGCUGAUGAGCAGGAGGGAACAGAUCUGAAAUUGCUUUCAGACUAUUCAGAAGAAGAGCAGCUCACUUAUCAACUACAGCUUUCGAAAGAAUUUAUCCUUGCACGUGCAGGGAGAGCUUUAGGUACUUUAUACAAAAAACUCCUCUGAGUUUUUGCUGCUUUUCCUUAGCGGGCUCCAAGGUUUUGGGAGAGGUUUUACACCUCCAGACUCCUGUUUGGCUGCCGGCAGUUUCCUCUGGGCUUCCUGCUCAGUGGCUCUGGUGGUGGUUUCGCAUUGUUCCCCCGCUGAUGACUCAGAGAAACAGGAAAGAGAUCCCCUGGUGAACAAAAAGCACAACCACCAAACAGGUGCCUGUAUUCUGGUGUUGCAGAGGACAAACCACCUCAUUCUGGACUUUUUCCUAAGAUUCUUAUCUGCAAGUAUGAGACUCAGGAGGAAUGGGUCAUACACGCUGAACGGGAAGUCCAAGGGAAAGCCAAAUGGUAAGAAGCCAGCACCAGAAGAGAAGAAACUUUACCUAGAGCCAGAAUACACAAAAUCCAGAAUUACCGACUUCGAAUUUAAGGAACUAGUGAUGUUGCCACGGGAAAUAGACCUCAACGAGUGGCUUGCCAGCAACACAACAACUUUCUUUCAUCACAUCAACUUACAGUAUAGUACAAUCUCAGAAUUCUGUACAGGAGAGUCAUGUCAGACCAUGGCAGUGUGCAAUACACAGUACUACUGGUAUGAUGAGCGGGGAAAGAAGAUCAAGUGCACUGCUCCUCAGUACGUUGACUUCGUCAUGAGUUCGGUGCAGAAGCUAGUGACAGAUGAGGACGUCUUUCCAACAAAAUACGGCAAGGAAUUCCCAAACUCAUUUGAGUCCCUAGUGAAGAAGAUCUGCAAGUACCUGUUCCAUGUGCUGGCCCAUAUCUACUCCUCACACUUUAAGGAGACUUUGGCACUGGAGCUGCACGGACAUUUAAACACACUCUACACACACUUUAUCCUAUUCAUCAGGGAGUUCAACCUCGUGGACCCUAAAGAGACCACCAUCAUGGAUGACCUCACAGAGGUCCUCUGCAGCAGCAGCGGGAGCAGCAGUAAUGGGAGCGGCAACGGGAGCGGCAACAGCGCAGGAGCACAGAACCACGUGAAAGAGAGAUGAGCCCUCCUCCCGGACCCAAACUAACAUUAUAAACAGUAUAAUCUAUUGUGUGUAUGUGUAUGUAUAUGUUCAGAUAUACAUACGGGCAUAUACAGUGAUGAAAGCUGACCGCAGAGAUGCUGCCACGCAGGACGCGCAGUCGUACGGGGCUGUACGGAGCUUUGGGUUCAUGCGCCAGCCGGCGAGAAGUUGCACCAGUUUUAUUUUAUUUUCUGUCCACUCCUCCUUUUACCUAUUCAGAUGGAUGAUGUGUGCUGUUUUUAGAGAAGAGCCAAGCUUGAGAGUGGGGCCACUCUUGGUUUUUUGUUUUGUUUUGGUUUUUUUUCUCCUUUUGUUUGGUUGGUUGGUUUUCUAUUUUUCUUUCUUUGGUCUUGAGUGCAAGCCCUUUGGUCUUUCUAGGAUGGUGGUCCUGCCAUUUAAAAAGUAUCUAUUAUAUUAUAAGAAGUAACUUUUACUUUGAAGUGGCUUAAAAUGCAGGUUUGUUUGGGGUUUUUUUUUUGGGGGGUGGGGGUGGUUUUUUGGUUUGGUUUUACAUAGACUGCCCCUUACCCUGCCAAAAGCUCCCCCACUGAGUGCAUCUUGCCCUUUGUUAGCUUGGAAUGGGAAGAAACUCCUGGCUUGACUAGAGUAGCAACUAGGAGCUUGCUACAUGUUGAAAGUGGGCAAGAUUCUCCAGUUGUCCCAUCUACUCGGUCACAAGGUGUGAACGUGCAAGAGGAUCCACAAACCUUUCUGCUUAUUGCUCCUACAACAUAUAUACUCUUUUCUCUGCUCCCCUGCCUCUUCUUUUCCCAGGCACACCUGCACAGGUAACAGGAGUAGGAUCACUGCAGUCCAAAACCAUGUGCAAGAGUCACCACCAUUUGCUUUCCCUUGAACAGAGGCCCGGGGAAGGGGGGAGAAGGGUAUACCGAGUCAGUCACCGCCUGUGCUAGAAAGAUGGCUGUUGGCAUAAAAUUAUAUUGUUGGCUUAUUUUAGUUCAUCUGUUCUAUAAUAAUAAAAACAAAUCUAUCAGCCACAA
This is a messenger RNA of Motacilla alba alba, 2860 nucleotides long. It is a transcript of the gene MOB2, whose product is annotated as MOB kinase activator 2. The record is from RefSeq and is a predicted model, not a curated record. Gene Ontology annotation, cellular component: cytoplasm; nucleus. Lineage: Eukaryota; Metazoa; Chordata; Aves; Passeriformes; Motacillidae. The transcript has 5 exons. Gene Ontology annotation, biological process: signal transduction; positive regulation of protein phosphorylation. Gene Ontology annotation, molecular function: protein kinase activator activity. Bases 1110 to 1838 code for a protein of 242 amino acids.